CUCUGAUGACGUCGGUGUGUUGGCCUUCGUCACGCUCUUCACGUCACGUCACCCUUCAUACGGACCACUCGACUAGGCUCUGUUUCGCUCGCCGGACCUCGCACACCCCCUCCCCUUUCCCUUCCCCUUCGGUCUCUGCUGCUCCCAUUGCAGCGACUGCUGCUGCUGCGUUCCCAACAAAGUGCGGUGCCUGGAACCUGGACCUCGACAAAGCGACCGGCCCGUUCCCCCGCCAAACUUCACCGGCUGAGAGACACCCGGACCCCGCCGUGGCUCAGGAGGAGAGGCACGGGGCGGUGAGCAGACCCAGCGGGACGGUAGCUGAGUGGGAUCGGCGCUCCCUCGACCAUGUCGGAGCGGAGGUCUAAGCUCUUAAAAGCUCUGGAUGCAGUGGAACACAUACAGGAAACAUCAAGUGACGAAGAGAAACCUCAACAUGAUGAGAUAAUUCUGUUGAACGAGGAGGACAGCGAGUCCGCAGAUGACAAGAGCUUUCUGCAGCAGGAGGUGAAGAGCGUCGCGUUCACCAUCCCGCUGAGGACGGAUCUGACCAAGGACGUGUCCAUGGUCCAGCUGUCUCCGCUGAGGCACCUCAAUAUGGAAUGCGGUGAUGUCAAGAAGUCUACAAGCUUGUACUUCGCCAAAGGAGGACGCGGGGCACGAACAUCGCCCACCCAGACCAGGGCACCAACAUCGCCCACCCAGACCAGGGCACCAACAUCGCCCACCCAGACCAGGGCCCGGUUGCCCACCGCGGAAAACUCGUCCAGGGAGCGGCCGCGCAUGCUCCGCAGCAGCCCUCAGGCCUCGGCCGCGGCGGCCGGCACGGUGGUGGGAGGGCGCUGGUUCCUGCACGCCAACGCCCAGAGCGAGGAGACACUUCAACGCAAGGAUGACGACCCCACUGGGAGGACGCAGCUGUACCCGGUGGUGGUGCUCGGAGUCAAGGAAAGACUCGGCAAUGGCAGCGACUCCGUGACCCGGGUGACCUCCGUUGCUCCAGCAGACGACGCCCUGGACGCCGCCGCCGCCAGCGUGGAGAAGGCGUCCGAGUUUUGCCGCAAGGUGAUUUUCAAGCGGGGCGGCAGGGACGUGACGGCGGGGGGCGUGCUGCUCUCCCCCGGCACGCCCACGGAGCCGGCAUCCGCCAGCGUCACCGCUCACCGCUCGGCGCUGCGCCCGCCUCUCGACGGCGCUGACAAACAGUUCUGGGCGGUCUGCAACAACUGUGGCAAGAAGAGCGAGGACCUCACGACCUGCGACUCAUGCCACAAGGUGAUCCCCGACACGGCGCGCAAGCGGCUCAAGGAAGCGGCCGAGGGCGGCGGUGGAACCGGCGGCGGCGGCGGCGGCGGCGCCAUCGGUCCUGGCGGGUCGGGGAGCGGCACGUCCAGCAACUACCAGCACCUGACGGCGAUCGGCAAGAGGUCGCCGCUGCUGCUGACGCUGAGCCUGCGGGCGCAGAAUGCGUACAGGUCCCCGGAGGAGCGCCUGCAGGCCGUAGAGUCGGCUGCCAUGAGGCUGAGAUCGACCGACGGCAGCGGAGUACCGUCGCUGUCGCCGCUGGGCAGCCCCGACCACAUCAGACUCGCCGGCAGCGGCAGCAGCAGCACCUCCCCUCGUGUGUCCGCGCGGGGCAGGGGGAGGGGGAGAGGUCGUGGAUUACGGAAGCUGCAGCUGCCCACGGAGCCGAUCGUGCUGUCGAGUGACGAUGAGGACGAGGAGACUCGGAGCUCCGGCCUCACCGCCCUGACCAUGACGCCGCUCUCGGUGUCUGAGGUCGACACUGGCUGGUGUGCUACCCCCACCAGCACCACCAGUGCGGCCAACUCCUCGGUCAGCGCUUCCCCCAUCGCCACGUCCACCACCGGCGGCACGCCCAGGGGAACCACGAGUCCCGUGGUCGGCCGCCGCAGCAUCAGAGAGCCGAGCGACCGUCGCGAGACCUCGUCGCCCGUCUCGGGCCCGUGCUCGGCCGACGAGCGUCCCGCGCUGCCGAGCGACGAAGCGGCGUCAGUGGACGAACGGCCCGCGGCCGGCGACCAGCCCGCGGGAGGAGACAACGAUGACGACUUUGGGAACCUCUUCCAGCUGUCGACCAAGUCCACCAUGAGCAUUAAGGCCAGGAUGAAGAACAAGUUGGGUCAAUGCCCGGUGCCGGUGAAACGGCCGCGCCUCACGGUGGCGAGGAGGGGCUCCCGCGGUGGCAGCGCCGGCACGGCCAGGCUGGCGCUGACGACCGUCCCCAGCAGGGUGCUGGGGCUCGACGAGUCGGCCUCCGUCAGCCUGGUGUGCCGCAUGUUCCGCGUGGGGACGCUCAAGAUCCGGGAGCCGUGUCUCGCCGUGUUUUCGGAGGAGGGAUUGCGGUUUGAAGACAUGAAGGCGGAGGCCCUGACGUUGGCCGCCAAGGAGCUCACGUUGUUUGAGAUGGCAUUCAACCGCACGUGCUCCAUGCUCUUCAUCCAGACCACAUCCAUCGCCGCGCUGCGCUUCUGCCACCAGCUGCAGAUGAGCCGUGACAAGCAGGAAUGGUUCAAUCCGACAGGCAACGACCCCAGGGAGAUGUACAUCAUCCUGGUGCUGGACAGCUACCCCGAGCAACCGGCCCAGAAAGAGCUGAAAAUCCUCAUGGAAGCCAUCGGAUGCCGCAACAGCAUCCGGGGAUUCUGCCGGCACAUCAAGACCAGCGAGGCCAACCAGAGGCUCAUCCUGGGCACGGCCGACCCGGCGGGCCCCGCGGCGGCCGAUGAGGGCCUCGCCUCCUCGUCGUCCGCGGAGGACGGAGUCCGUUCGCCCGCCGGUGGUCGCAAGGUGCCCGUUUGCGUGUUCCCGUCGUACCAGCUGCGCACCACGCGGAGGAUCGCCGUCAGCACAAGCAGCGCUAGCAGCGCGAGCGCCUCGCCGACCGGCGCCGACGGCUUCUCGGUGACCGUGGAGACGCUCGUGGUGUUCCCUCCGCCACCGGCCAAGGGCGCCAUCAGCGUGACGAACGAGGACCUCUCCUGCCUCAACCCAGGCGAAUUCCUCAACGACGUCAUCAUCGACUUCUAUCUCAAGUACCUGGUGAUGGAGAAGCUGGACAAGGCCGACUCGGAGCGGAUCCACAUCUUCAGCUCCUUCUUCUACAAGCGGCUCAACCAGCGCGACAAGAGCCGCUCGGAGGAGGCGGCCGGCCUCACGCUGCCCCAGCGGAGGCACCGGCGCGUGCGCACCUGGACACGCCACGUGGACAUCUUCACCAAGGACUUCGUCUUCGUGCCGAUCAACGAGACCUCCCACUGGUUCCUGGCAGUCAUUUGCUUCCCUGGGCUCCAGGGAAAGUGCUACGUCCCAAAGGCUAAGAGCCUCACCUUCGCAGCCAGCAACAGCAGCGGCAAGCAGGGCGGCACCACCAUCACCCCCACCAACAACAACAACGGCAGCAGUAGCAGCAGCAACAGCAACAACAGCAGCAACAGCAGCAGUGCUGCGCCCACCAGGGUGGAGGUGUUUGAUGGGUCGAAGGUCGCAGAGGAGGAGGACGGAGAGACGGAGAGCCAGGCCGGGUCGGACGACACCACGGAGCAGCUGAUGCAGCAGACGAUAAGCCUGGAGCACUCGCCCACCGACUCGGGCGAGGAGGUGGGGGAGAGCGAGGAGGGGCAGCGUCCCGCGCGUAACGGUGCCGCCCCAGCGGCACGCAUCCCGGGACGCUGCCACCGCGACGCGGACACCGUCUGCAAGCAGCCCUGCAUCGUCAUCAUGGACUCGCUCAAGGGCUCCUGUCGCAACGCGGUCGCCAAGACGCUGCGAGAGUACCUGGAGGUGGAGUGGUUCAUGCGCCGAGGGGAAGCCCGGCCCUUCACCAAGGACUCGAUGAGGUACUGCUGCCCCAAGGUGCCGCAGCAGGACAACUUCAGCGACUGCGGGGUAUACCUGCUGCAGUACGUGGAGAGCUUCUUUGAGAGCCCCGUCGCGUCCUUCGAGCUGCCGCUGCAGCUGGAGAGCUGGUUCCCGCGCGAGCGUGUGAAGCGCAAGCGGGAGGAGCUGCAGCAGCUCAUCCUGCUGCUGCACCACCAGCUGCAGCGCGCCCCCCGCGCGCUGCCCGUCGAGCGCCCCCCUCGGCACGCCACCCCCGACUCCUCCGGCACGCCGAGCCCCGAGCCCAGCGGGGACCCGUGCGGGGCACCCCGGGGGGAUGGGGACGGGGACUCGGGCGAGGGGCGAGGGAGAGACGGAGACGGAGGGGGUCGGGAGGAGGAGGCCGACGAGGAGAUGACGACGUCGGAGCGGGAGGAAGAGGGGGAGCGGGAGGAGCGGGUGGUGGAGUCGUCCAAUGACGACUGUGGGCUGGAGUUGAUGACGGAGGAGGAGGAGGAGCGGCUGGUUCGAGUGUCCAAUUCCUCAUCGUCGACAACGGACGAGUCGGAGCACAAAAAGUUCGGCGUCGAGACGUGA
This is a messenger RNA of Petromyzon marinus (sea lamprey), 4437 nucleotides long. The record is from RefSeq and is a predicted model, not a curated record. NCBI's taxonomy places the organism in Eukaryota, Metazoa, Chordata, Hyperoartia, Petromyzontiformes, Petromyzontidae.